This is a messenger RNA of Peromyscus californicus insignis, 2454 nucleotides long. It is a transcript of the gene Ppp1r7, whose product is annotated as protein phosphatase 1 regulatory subunit 7. Gene Ontology annotation, molecular function: protein binding. The record is from RefSeq and is a predicted model, not a curated record. NCBI's taxonomy places the organism in Eukaryota, Metazoa, Chordata, Mammalia, Rodentia, Cricetidae. The coding region runs from base 134 to 1216 and encodes 360 amino acids. The transcript has 10 exons.
AAGCACUGCGUCCACGCAAGCGUGUCGGCUCGCGCUUCUAUGCUCGGUCCCAUUGGCUGGCUGGCAGAGCCGGGAGUCCUGAUUGGCCCAUGGCCUGAGGCGACAGAUUCCGGAAAGGGGAAGAGCAGCCAAUAUGGCGGCGGAGCGCAGCGCGGGGCAGCAACAGUCGCAGGAGAUGAUGGAGGUUGACAGGCGGGUUGAAUCUGAAGAAUCCGGCGAUGAGGAAGGGAAGAAGCAUGUCGGUGGCAUCGUGACAGACCUCAGCGAGCAGAGCCUGAAGGACGGAGUAGAACGGGGGGCGGAGGACCCAGAAGAGGAACAUGAGCUGGCAGUGGAUAUGGAAACCAUCAGCCUGGACCGAGAUGCAGAGGAUGUUGAUCUGAAUCACUAUCGCAUUGGAAAGAUUGAAGGCUUUGAGGUGCUGAAGAAAGUGAAGUCACUGUGCCUCCGUCAAAACUUAAUUAAAUGCAUUGAGAACCUGGAGGAACUGCAGAGUCUUCGAGAACUGGAUCUCUAUGAUAAUCAGAUCAAGAAGAUUGAGAAUCUGGAGGCGCUGACAGAAUUGGAGAUUCUGGAUAUUUCUUUUAAUCUGCUGAGGAACAUUGAAGGGAUUGACAAACUGACGCAGCUGAAAAAACUCUUCUUGGUCAACAAUAAGAUCAAUAAAAUUGAGAACAUAAGUACCUUACAUCAACUGCAGAUGCUGGAGCUGGGCUCGAACCGCAUCCGGGCAAUUGAAAAUAUCGACACAUUAACCAACCUGGAGAGUUUGUUUCUGGGGAAAAACAAAAUUACAAAACUUCAAAACCUGGAUGCACUUACGAACCUAACAGUCCUCAGUAUGCAGAGCAACCGGCUAACAAAGAUUGAGGGUCUGCAGAGCUUGGUGAACCUGCGUGAACUAUACCUCAGCCAUAAUGGUAUCGAGGUUAUCGAGGGCCUGGAGAACAACAACAAACUCACCAUGUUGGACAUUGCAUCAAAUAGGAUAAAAAAGAUUGAAAAUAUCAGCCAUCUAACAGAACUGCAAGAAUUCUGGAUGAAUGACAAUCUCCUGGAGAGCUGGAGUGACCUUGAUGAGCUGAAGGGUGCCAGGAACCUGGAGACCGUGUACCUGGAACGCAACCCCCUGCAGAAGGACCCACAGUACCGGCGGAAGGUCAUGCUGGCCCUACCCUCCGUACGGCAGAUCGAUGCCACGUUCGUCAGGUUCUGAGUCCUCUUGCUCCUCACCUGGUCCCUCUCCUCGAAAGAACUUCCCAGCCACGGUUUUUUAAUCUACCUAUUGCUCCUGAAGUCGUCACUAUACCAACAGUCACAACCCAAUGGCAAUAAUGAGGCACUGGUGGUAGCUGGCCUGUGAUGCCACACACCAUUUGGAGAUGCCAACACUAUUAAAUCUUGCCACGCGGUCUUCCUGGUGAAUUGGUGACGGUUAUUGUAGCCAUGGAGAGAAUGCAGGACAUGUUACAGCCAUUUGUUCUUCCUGUCUGUCUAUGCCCUUAGCCUGGCGGGCAUUCUGGGCUUCCCCAGCAAGCCCUCAAAUCAGUUUGCAAGGUUUAAGCAGUCAUGACCCACAACAGCACAUUUGAUAGUCUUUCAGACCAAUUUUGGAAAGAAAAAAUUAUAUUUAAAAAAAAAAAAUGAGUAAAAGGUGGUCCGAUCUCAGAUGCUGUAAUCCUCAGAGCCUUGCCAUCAUGAGUGAUGGCUGAGCACACUGGGCACUGUGUGACCUUGUUCCCAGCCUUCCCAUCAUGAGUGAUGGCUGAGCACACUGGGCACUGUAUGACCUUGUUCCCACUGGUAAAAGUUGAGAUAUGGAGAGCUUCACUCCAUACCCCCAGCUCUGCUGAACCUAAGUGAUUCUCAAAAACAUAUGAAACUAAGCUCUUGGCCACUAGUUACUAGUCAGGUGGCCUCCUAUUCUCAUCCAUGAUCCUCUGGCCUUAUUUAUAUGAAAUUUCUCUGAGCAAACCGCUAGGGCAUGAAUCUAAUGCUGCAAGGGCAUUGUCAUCCCUUGGCACCUCAGAUCUCCUCUUUCUCACAGUAAGGACUGAAUAUGGUCACCAAAGGCCCCUCAGCUUCCAGGAUUCUCAUUCUGCACUGUCAAAGAUGGGGCCCCUAACUACCACAUGCAGCAGUUAACUGUUCAUAGCUAAGUCCGUUGACUCUAUUUUAUCUCUUCUUUUGUGCUCACACUUCAUCUAUUCAGAGGCCACAUCUAAUGGGAGGCGUCCCAUUCCCAUCAUCACAGAAGGUUCUAGAGACAGCACUGAUCUAGACUAUGUUCAGUAUCAGGGGACAGUGUGCCUUGAGCUGUUAAGCAUGUGCUCAGGUGGCCAAGCUAACUGGUUGGCCAACUGCCUAGGAGUUUCCAAUGUCAGAAUGCUUACAUGGGGUUUAACAUCCAUUUCCUGAUUCUAAUUCUCACCGAAAUAAACUGUAUGAUCUGAA